AGAUAUAUAAAUAUAAGGGCAAUACAAUUAAUACGUUGAAGGGUCUUCAAAAGUUUGGCAGCUAGCAAUGGAAGAUUUGGUGGGAUGUAAGUCAGAUGAAGAAAAGAUUAAUAUUAAUGAAACUUGCAAAUGUAGUGAAGAUGUUGUUAUAAAGGAAGAUAACAACCAUGAUGAAGUUGAAUCGACGAAAUUAGAGAUGGAGGGCGUGAGAGAAGAAAACGUGAGAUUGAAGACUUUGCUCCAACAGAUCGAGAGCGAUUACAAGGCUCUACAAAUGCGAUUCACUCGUAUUUAUCGAAAAGAUGGUGAUGAUGAAUUCAAUUACAAGAUAUUAAUCGAAAGCCCGAUUCUCAAUAGUGCUUUUGCGGAAGAAGAGAUUAAUAAUACUGGUGGCGGUGGUGAUGAUGACGAAGAAUUGGAGUUGGUGUCUCUUCGCCUCGGAACAAGCCCACCAAUUAGUGACGAGCGGGCCAAGAAGGCGGCGGUAGUAAACAACAACAUCAAUAUUCUUGAAGGCGGGUUGAAUAGGUCAUGUGUUAGCUUGACUGGAGGGAAGAAAGAAAGUUCGUCGCCGCCGACGAGUAACGUGUCGAUGAAGACGCAAAGAAGUGGAGAAGACGGCGAAUUAAUUUCUCAGACAAGUCUUGUCAAGAGAGCUAGAGUUUGUGUUAGAGCUAGAUGCGAUACCCCAACUAUGAACGAUGGGUGUCAGUGGAGAAAAUACGGGCAGAAAAUAGCGAAGGGAAAUCCAUGCCCACGUGCGUAUUAUCGUUGCACAGUUUCUCCAACAUGUCCCGUCAGAAAACAGGUGCAACGGUGUAUGGAUGACAUGUCGAUCUUGAUCACAACUUACGAAGGGGCCCACAACCACCCACUCCCCAUGUCAGCCACCGCAAUGGCUUCCACCACCUCGGCGGCAGCUUCCAUGCUCCUCUCCGGCUCUUCCUCCACUUCUCAGCCGCCGUCAGCCACCGCAUCUCCACCACCACCGCCGAAUAUGUACGGACCACCACCACCGUCGACUUUCCGCCCAUACGAUCAUAACUCCAGAUCAAUAACGGCGGCACAGCCGAGCUACUUCUUGCCGCAGUACAACUCUCCGUCGACUCCGUUUCCCACCAUAACCCUAGACCUCACCACCAAUCCCUCAGCCGCCGCAUACGGUGGUUUCGGCCUCUAUUCCUCAACUACUAAUAAUACUUCUCGAAACAACAAUAUUCCUCGAGUUUCUCCGACAAGCCUGAACUUUUCUUCCGGUGGAGGAAUAUUCUCUCAUGGGACGACGACGGCAUUUCCCUACAGAAACGACCAACACCACUAUUCUUUAUUGCCGGAAAAACCGGCACACGAACAACAUGAAUAUCGGUCCUACUUGGAGAAGUUUAACCAGGCUUCGUCGCAACAGGCUCUAACCGAGACACUAACCAAAGUUAUUACUUCCGACGCAAGUUUUCGGUCUGUAAUAGCAGCUGCGAUUUCGACAAUGACUGCUAAUAAUAAUGGAGGCGGAGAAAUUGGUGGCGGCGGCCCAAACUUGAAAUGGGGUGGCGGUGAUCAGCAUAUUCCGGCGACAGAUUCAAAUCAGCUUACCUGAAAGUAAUUAAUAGCAGAAAAUCUGUCUUUGAUUCGUAACUAUAGAUGCAUUUUUUUUUUAUCAGAAAAGCUUGUUGUUUGCUGGGGAAAAUUGUGUACAAAUAUGUUUGUUUCGGGUAUUUGAAUGUCGAUAAUUUACGCCAAAUAUUAAAUCCAGCGCGGAAUAAUAUUUGGAGUGAAUUAUCGGUAUCAGUAUGAAAUAAAAGUUUUGGAUUUUUCAAGUACAUUGUACAAUUAAUCGAGGAAUUCUUCUGUCAUUCUAUUAGGCAGAAUAUUUCUACGAACAUCGAACAAAUAAAUCGAAAUUGAAGACGACCUCGAUUUAAUUGCGUAUUGUUUGUAAAUCUAUCUUUAUGUAGACUUUCAAAUAUACAUUAUUCAAAAUUUUAAUGCCUUUCUUAGCAAAUAAUAACAAUAAAAGA
Messenger RNA from Erythranthe guttata (spotted monkey flower), 2015 nucleotides. It is a transcript of the gene WRKY72, whose product is annotated as WRKY DNA-binding protein 72. The record is from RefSeq and is a predicted model, not a curated record. Gene Ontology annotation, biological process: regulation of DNA-templated transcription. Lineage: Eukaryota; Viridiplantae; Streptophyta; Magnoliopsida; Lamiales; Phrymaceae. Gene Ontology annotation, molecular function: sequence-specific DNA binding; DNA-binding transcription factor activity.